Kwoniella shivajii is the source of this 2394-nucleotide messenger RNA. Its product is annotated as glycerol kinase. Gene Ontology annotation, molecular function: glycerol kinase activity. Gene Ontology annotation, biological process: glycerol-3-phosphate biosynthetic process; phosphorylation; glycerol metabolic process. Bases 1 to 2394 code for a protein of 797 amino acids. Lineage: Eukaryota; Fungi; Basidiomycota; Tremellomycetes; Tremellales; Cryptococcaceae. The record is from RefSeq and is a predicted model, not a curated record. The transcript is spliced from 8 exons. Gene Ontology annotation, cellular component: mitochondrion.
AUGUCUCGACAACCAGCUAUAGAUUUACAAAUGUCUUCAAUGAAGAACCCUUCUCCGCUUGCUUCAAGCGCGAACGGAGUAGCAGGUGGAUUUACACCAGGUGGAUUCACACCUGUUUUUGAAACUUCACCUCAAGUGUCACCUGCAAAUUCACGAAGACCUUCAAUUUCAGGUAUAUCGGCUCCUGUUCCUAGAAGAUUAUCUGAAGUAGCUUCCGGUAGACCAUCAUUUUCACAACAAGGAGGUCCUCCACAAAUGCAACAUCAACCAUCAUAUUUCAGCGGUGGUGGUGGUAGUAUUCCUCCUACCCCUGGUGCUGCCGUUGGAGGUGGGGGUGCAUCUCUUUCAAGAAGAUCUUCAAUGGCUUCUGGACCCAGACCUAUACAACGAACAGAAUAUUCAGGUCCAACUACACCUUCAUUACUUUCAAGAGCUGGUUCACCUACACUUCCAUUAGGUAAUGACCACACUCAAGCUCCUAGAGCUUUCUUCGAAGGUUCAGGUGGUUUUAGCGUUCUAGACGGUAAUAGAGAAUUGAAAAGUGGUCAAUUCAUAGGUUCAGUAGAUUGUGGUACAACGUCAACCCGAUUCAUCAUCUUUGACAAACGAGCUAAAAUCAUUGCUGAACACCAGACUGAAUUUGAACAAAUCUUACCUCACGCUGGAUGGCACGAGCAUGAUCCUGAAGCUUUGGUCGACGCAAUGGUGGAAUGUAUCAACAAGGCCGUAGAGAAGUUGGAAUGGAUGGGAUGGUCCAGAAAGAGUAUCAAGGGUAUUGGAAUCACCAAUCAAAGAGAAACUACUGUUUGUUGGUCAAGAACAACUGGUAAACCAUUGUGUAAUGCUAUAGUAUGGGAUGAUUCACGUACUUUGGGUGUUGUAAGAGAGUAUGAAAAGAAAUUAGAAGAAGAAGGUCUAGAUAUUGAUGAAGAAGAAGAGGAUUUGAAAGGCGUUCCAAAAGAUGUCGAAAUUGGUACAGGUGGUGAAGAGGCUGCCUUCGGUGAGAAGGGUGAUGUUGUUGAGGAAUCUGAAGAAGCAGAAGGGUUGGGUGGAAAAGUGAAUCAGAAAUUAGAGAAUCUUGGUUUGGCUGAAAAAGGUUCAGCUAAACAAUUGAAUGGCGAUUCAAAUGUCCAUAAGAAAAGAAAGGGUAAAGAGGGUAUCGUUGAUGUCACCGGUAUUCCCCUAUCUACCUAUUUCUCGGCUAUCAAACUUCGAUGGAUGUUGGAUCACCAAAGACAAGUUCAUGAGGCUCACGAGAAGGACGAUUUGAUGUUUGGUACUGUCGACACUUGGCUUGUCUACGCACUUACCGGUCGACAGAAUGGUGGACUUCACAUUAUGGAUGUUACCAAUGCUUCUCGAACAUUGUUGAUCUCCUUGAAAACUUUACAAUGGCAUCCACCACUUUUGCGGUUCUUUGGAAUCAGACCAUCUGUCUUACCCAAGAUUGUCUCUUCUUCAGAAAUAUACGGUACUAUCAGUGAAUCAGUCGGCACUCCUUUAACUACUGUACCUAUCGCAGGUAUAGUCGGUGAUCAACAAGCUGCUCUAGUAGGAAACAAAUGUCUUAAAAAAGGUGAAGCUAAAUGUACUUAUGGUACUGGUGCCUUCGUGUUAUUCAAUACUGGAGAAGAAUGUGUUAGAUCAGAUUAUGGUUUAAUUUCAACUGUUGCUUUCCAAGCUGGACCAGAUGCUAAACCAGUUUACGCAUUGGAAGGUUCAAUAGCGGUUGCUGGUUCUGCCAUCAAAUGGUUACGAGAUCAAAUGAACUUGAUCGAAGAAUCUUCCGAUAUGGACAUCCUCGCUGGUUCAGUAUCUGAUACGGGAGGUGUCUACUUCGUCACUGCUUUCAGUGGUUUACUUGCUCCAUACUGGGACAGAGAAGCAUCGGGAACUAUCAUUGGCUUAACCUCCUACACCACUUCUGCUCAUAUCGCCAGAGCCACCCUUGAAGCCGUCUGCUAUCAAAGUAGAGCGGUAUUGGAUGUCAUUGAGAAAGAAAGUAAUACCAAAUUGGAGACACUGAAAGUCGAUGGUGGUGUGACUAACUCGGAUUUGGCGAUGCAAUUGCAAGCUAAUAUCGGAGGAUUUAAUGUUGCUCGGCCAGCAAUGAGGGAAUCUACAGCACUAGGAUCAGCUUUACUCGCUGCUAACGCUCUGAAACUAUUCGGAUGGGAUUUGAGCAAACCUGAAACAUUGGCAGAUGUCAACACUGCAGGUGUACAUAUAUUUGAACCUGAAUUAGAAGAAAAAGAAAGAGUUAGAGCCGUAAGAGGAUGGAAUAGAGCGGUUGAUAGAGCUAGGAAAUGGCACGAAGAAGGUGAUGAAGAAGAAGAAGAAGAAAGAUAUGAAGAAGAAAGAGGUUUGAGUAGAUUACCAUCUAGAGAUCACUAG